AUGAAGGAGGCAUUUCCCGAUAACCAAGGUCGGCGAGGGACCUCAAGUAACACUCGAAGUGCCCCGAAGGAAGCCCCGAAGGACACCCGAAGGACACCCGAAGGAGACCCGAAGGACGCCCGAAGGACACCCGAAGGAGACCCGAAGAACCCGAAGUGCCCCGAAGGAAGCCCGAAGGUGACCCGAAGCGAGGACGCCGUCCCGAAGGACAACCCGCGACAAGAAGGACCCGACAGACCGAAAGGAGAAGGACACCCGAAAGGAAGGACACCCGAAGGACACCCGCCCGAAGGCACCGACCCGAAAAGUCCGAAGGCCCGAAGACGUCCAGGGAGAAGGACCCAGAACCCGAAACCGAAGGACAAUCCCGAAGACACAAAGGACACCCGAAGAAGACCAAAAGGACACCCGAAGGAAAGGAGACCCGAAGGACACCCGAAGGACUCCCCUAAGGACACCACGAAGGACUCCGACGAAGGACACCCGAAAGACGAAGGGACCCGAAGGAGGCCCGAAGGGAACCCGAAGGACUCCGAAGGUCACCGAAGGACACCGAAGGACACCCGAAGGAGACCGAAGGACACCCGAAGGAAUCCCGAAGACACCCGAAGGUCACCGAAGGACACCCGAAGGACACCCGAAGGACGCCCACCCGAAGGUCACCCGAGGACACCCGAAGGAGACCCGAAGGACAAAGGAAGGUCACCGAAGGACCCGAAGACACCCGAAGGACGCCCGAAGGGCCGAAGGUCACCGAAGGAGACCCGAAGGAGACCCAAGGAGACCCGAAGGUCACCCGAAGGACACCCGAAGGACCCGAAGGGACCCGAGGAAUCCGAGAGACUAACCUCUCCUUUGAACCCUGCAGGACCUCCCCCGUCUCUCUCACGCCGAAGUCCUUGUCAGCUCAUGGCAGCGUGGAGGUACAUGGCGUCUUAG
Molecule: messenger RNA, 939 nt
Organism: Penaeus vannamei (Pacific white shrimp)
Lineage: Eukaryota; Metazoa; Arthropoda; Malacostraca; Decapoda; Penaeidae
Source: RefSeq, a predicted model, not a curated record